AUGGAUCAACCACCCUUGGAUAACGUUAUAUCACACUCCGUUCUCAUCAGAGUUUUCGAAGGCGUUGCAGUAGCAACAAAGACUGGUGAGGCUAAGAAGGAUCUCAUCGUGCGCUUCAUACACUCUCGGGAAGCCCCAUCGCGCGAUGUUGGCUCUAUUUCGGAGCCCAGCUCACCACCCUGUCAAGGCCUGUCCUUUCUUGAUUGGAAAGCAGCACUAUCCGCUGGGCUUGAUGGAGAUUUACGACACCUUGCCAACAUAACGCUUGCCAUCUCUUUUCUCCGCGAAGCCUGUCGGCAUAAUGAUGCGGCUACCCCAGAAGAUAUCACGCAAUGCUGGGCUCUCAUCAAAGCAGCCAUGACAUCCACCGAGUUGAGUGGGGGCAGAUUAACUGCCUCCCGCAGCGCUCAGGGGUUCCUGUCCGUGCCGCUCUGUAGCCUAAUAAGAGACGGCAACAUCGAUGAGCUUUUCCGAUUGCACGUCUGGCUGCCAGACGGAAACCGAGGAAACCCAGACCUGACUCUCCACUCGCACCAACCCUUUGCCGAGAGUUGGGUCCUCGCUGGCGAAGGGACAGACCAUUCGUACAGCGUCGAACCGGCGAGCGAUGACGAGGCAACUCAUGCCGAAUACGCUCUCGAGUGGAGCGACGGCGCGUCUCAAAGCGCGGCAUACAAGACGCAGCAGAAGUACUCGGUGAUCAAGAACACGGGGAAGCUAUUCCGCGCGAGACACACCGCCUCCGCGCCGCAUACGCGGAAUAUGACAUAUUCGAUCCCAGCAGCUGCGUUCCACAGGAGCCAGGUUGCGCCUGAUGCCUUCCAUGCCACUCUGUUCUACUUCGAUGCCCGGCGCGGGUUUGUCAAAGAUGCAGGUGUCUUGGGUCCAAAGAACGGCGAUUCGUUCUCGCAGCUUCGCGAGGUCGCUGGGACUACUCCUUCGGCACUUGCGCGCAUGGUCGAUGCUGUCCGUGCGUGGGGAGUCUUGGUCGAAGAGGGGCAGAAACAUGCUCACCGCACGGAUUAUGAGGCCGCUCUGCACUGCUUCGCCAGGGCCCUUACGAUGUGCGGUAGCGACUCGUUUCCCAAUCCAGCGGGAAGUAGGGCUAUUGUCCUCGGCGAGCUCGGGAAUACCUACAGGCGAAUCGGCAGGUACGACGAGGCCAUAGCCUUCUUAGAAGAAGCGAUACAAGAGAUGAAACCUGGUUUAAGUCAGGUUGAACUGGCCGGUGAGCUAGGUGUCAUCUACCGUCAUAUGAACCGCCUAGGAGACGCAUCAGAUGCCUUCGAAAAGCAGUAUGUCACCGCGAAGCAUCUCGAAUUUGACCGCGAAACGUGCCGCGCCGUCGGGAACUUGGGAAUGGUCAAUUAUCAGUUGUCCAAUUUUGACCUCGCUACACAGCAACUCCUCGAGCGAGUGCGACGCGCCCAACAACUAAUGGAAGCCAUCCACCCGCCAAGAUCCAAUGAAGACGAUCGCUGGCUGAAGAAGUUCAACACUUGGGAGUCCAUCGGCCUCUCCCGUCUCUCACUCUGCUACUACAGCCAGGACCGCAAACAAGAAGCGAUAGAAACGUCGCGAGCAGCCCUGACGAUAGCGAACGCGUCCGAGGACUCCACACUCAAGGCCAUGUCGCGCUUCUUCCACGGACGAGCGCUGCUGUUAAACGGCCAACAGGCAGAGGCACUGGGCUUCUUCAACGACGACGCCCAAGGGACAUGCACACCAGCCAUCGCCUUCUGCAAGGAACCCUCGGACGAGAACCGCGGAUAUCUGAGAGAGCUGGUCAAGGCCAACGCGAAAUUCGACCUCGUCGACGACCAGAGCUACACAGCCCUCGACCACGCGGUGUUCAACGGCGACAAAGAGACCGAAAUGAUCGUCCUGGAGGGGCUCGCCAACAACAACAUGGGGUACCGGGAGCUAUUUCAGGAGAAGAUCCGCGCCGUGCUGCUGAGAGGGAAGGGCGACACCCUGCGCGACAUCCGAGAAGCCUACGUACGUGAGCUCUCGGCCAACCAGGCGAAACGAAACAUGUUCGACGCGCUCAAAGUCAUGCGCUACAUCGACUUUGCGGAGUUCGGAAAGCUUCCGCGGUCUAGCGACGGACUGGCACAUGAAUACGCGGCAAUGUCGCACAACAUGCCCGUCACAUACAUCGUAUUCUUCUCGUACCGAUGGAUCAACAGAGCGCCUCGUGCACGAUCACCCGAUGAUGAACACCACACGCAGUACCGGCGCAUGAUAGGCGCAGUCGAGGAUUUUCUUCUGUCGCACCCCUCUGUUGACAGAACGACGUUGGGGAUCUGGAUGGACUUCGCAUGCGUAAACCAAGACAACCCCGACGCCGGCGUCGCCGCCCUCCCCAUGAUCAUCACCCAAUGCGACGCCAUCAUCACCCUCGCAGACGACCAGUACUACGAGCGGGGCUGGUGCUGCGUGGAGGCCAUCAUGGCGCAGACACUCCGAAAGUCUUACGGGCUGCAUCUGUGGUACGAGCAAGUCCGCGACGAUCACGAUCGCAACGGGAAAUGGAUACUGAAGAGGGCGCCUGAGCGCGAAGACUUGGGUUUGGAGAAUAAGCUGCUGACUUACAAGGAGGACCGUCCGAAGGUUCUGUUCUUGGAACGGCAGAGUAAGUUGUUGGGAUGA
This is a messenger RNA of Anthostomella pinea, 2652 nucleotides long. NCBI's taxonomy places the organism in Eukaryota, Fungi, Ascomycota, Sordariomycetes, Xylariales, Xylariaceae. The record is from the annotation of a GenBank genome assembly.